Closterium sp. Naga37s-1 is the source of this 2166-nucleotide messenger RNA. NCBI's taxonomy places the organism in Eukaryota, Viridiplantae, Streptophyta, Zygnematophyceae, Desmidiales, Closteriaceae. The record is from the annotation of a GenBank genome assembly.
AUGACGUAUCUUUCUUUCCCGCACUCCCCCCCUUUCUCCUUUCCUCCCCCUCUCCCACCCCCCGGCCCCCCGCCCGUCCCCCUGCCCCCCUCCCUGCUUCCCCCGCCCGUUCUCUUCCCCGCGUCUGUUUCCCCGCCGCAGUGCCCUACCCGGUCGCGGCGCUUUGCGGAACGGGCAGCGGCGGCGGCGGGGGCGGCGGGGAUUGCAGUGGCGGGGACGGGGGCCGAGGGGCGGCGCAUUGCUUCCAAGGCAAGUGGGAGGGCGGCAGAGGAGGCGCUUAAUAAUGAGCUGGAGACGUACAUGAAGGACAAGGCUAGGGAUGGGGGCAGCAGUGAGGAGAGGGAGGAGGAGGGCAGGAGGCGCGGCGGGAGGGAGAAGGAUGCAGAGGGAAGAGACGAGGUAAGAGGAGGGCGGAAAGGGGGAAAGGAUUCCAGUGAUAGCGACAGUGGUGGUGUGCGGAGGAGGGGGAGGGGUGAGAAGAGGGGAGGCGACAGGAGUGGGUUGAGUGAGCGACGAAAUGAGGGGAAGGCAGCAGAGGGAGAUAAAAUGGACGAGGAUAAAGGGGACGGGGCGACUGCAGGGGGUAAGCAGGCAGGGGAGUCCGAGGCAGAUGGGGUCAAAGGAGCUGGAGGUGCUAGUGAUAGUGUGAGGGGGGAGGAUGCAGGAAACAAGCGCAAAAGGACGAGUGAGGGUGAGAAUACAGGUGGGAGUGUGGGGGAGGGAGGGGGCGAGGGGAUGAGCUUGGGGCUGGAUGCUAUUGCAGCAGCAGCAGAGGCUGAGGCGGCUGGGGCAGAGGCAGAGGCGGUGGAGGGAGGGAAGGAGGGGACGGAAGGACGCCAAUUCCAGCUGGAUCAGCUUCGAAAAGACUUCAACAAGGCCAACAAGGAAGUCGCCGCCAAGAAGAUUGCGAAGCAGGAUGCGACAGAGGAGAUAGCCAAGGUGAAAUCCGUCGACGAGGCGAUUAAAGCCAAGGCGGUGGAGGUGGAGGAGAAGCGCAAGGAGGUGGACGCGCGCGUGAACACGAUCGGCAACCUGGUGCACGACUCCGUGCCCGUGGACAACGACGAAGACCACAACGCCGUCAUUCGCACGUGGGGCGAGCCCCGCACGGACGAGGGGGUGAAACGCAACCACGUGGAUCUGGUGCACAUGCUGGACAUCGCCGACUUGGAGAGAGGCGCGAGCACGGCGGGGGGGCGAGGGUACUACCUCAAGGGGAUGGGCGUGAUGCUGAACCAGGCCCUCAUCAGCUUCGGCCUCUCGUUCCUCGUGCAGCGCCAGUACACGCCGUUGCACACGCCCUUCUUCAUGCGCAAGGACGUCAUGGCGGAGUGCGCGCAGCUCGCGCAAUUCGACGAGGAGCUCUACAAGGUGUCGGGAGAGGGCGACGACAAGUACCUGAUCGCCACGUCGGAGCAGCCGCUGUGCACGUAUCACCGAGGGGAAUGGCUCGACCCCAAGGCUCUCCCUCUCAGAUACGCGGGGUACUCGACGUGUUUCCGCAAGGAGGCGGGGUCGCACGGGCGGGACACGCUGGGCAUAUUCCGCAUCCACCAGUUUGAGAAGGUGGAGCAGUUCGCCAUUACCAGCCCCAACGCCACCGACUCGUGGGAGAUGCACGAGCAGAUGCUCAAGAACUCGGAGGAGUUUUACCAACAGCUGGGUCUGCCAUAUCGGGUGGUGGCCAUAGUAUCAGGGGCGCUCAACGACAGUGCAGCCAAGAAAUAUGACCUGGAGGCGUGGUUCCCGGCCUCCAAGACCUUCCGUGAGCUCGUGUCCUGCUCCAACUGCACCGACUACCAGGCCAGGCGGCUUGAGAUCAGAUACGGCCAGAAGAAGAUGAAUGAGACAACAAAGCAUUACUGCCAUCUGCUCAACAGCACUCUCACUGCUACAGAGCGCACCAUUUGCUGCAUCCUCGAGACCUAUCAGACGGAGACAGGUGUUACUGUGCCAGAGGUGCUUCGGCCCUUUAUGAUGGGUGUUGACUUCAUCCCCUUCGUAAACGCCCCCCCUAGCGCACCGGCGGAUAAAAAAGCUGCCAAAGCAGGCGGGAAAAAGGAGAAGGGAGGUGGAGGAAAGAAAGCAGAAGCCCCUGCUGCAGCAGCUGCAGUGAAGGAGACUGCGGAUAAGCUAGCAGAGGCUGCCAUUGAUGGAGAUAAGUAA